GUGAUUACGUGUUCAGAAGAGUGGCAUAUUGUCGACAUGAAAUAUCAUUUGAUGCUGAGCGAGCAACGGCUGCAUAUGGAAUAAAGUGUGCGUCGUGUAAACACGUACUCGUGUCACAUUUGUGAUGUUGCCAUUUUAAUCGUGGUAGCCUAGUAACUAACUUAAGUGUGCCAGCUUUUUCCUGUCCUGUUGCCAAGCCGUGGAGGACUCUCCUCCGAGGACUAGCAUGCUAAUGCUAAGAGAUAGCCACCGUAGCCCACCAUUGGCUGUCCGACUGCCCGAGCUGGCAGGCAGUGGCGUCAGGGAAGGACUGGACUAGCGGAUCUUACCGUGGAAAUACCCAAGCGAAAAAGGGAUACAAUACAGGAAAUUCGACGAAUAGGAUUUCUAAUCUUCUCAUGGAUUUCCCAACUCGACUAAGACCGAACUAACGCUCAAGGGUGCCUGGGAGCGAAGAGUCGAGCGGCGAUGUGGUGACGCUUACUCCUCCGAAUCGACGGGAAGCUAAUGUUAGCUGACGCGCUACGGUUCCUUGAUAGCUUCAUGGUCGUACUUUGUAUUCUUUUCAAAACUUAUCGUCACUUUAGAAAAUGUCGGCCGAAUGGACUUGAGACAUUUUGACAUUUUAUGAACUUUUAUACAAACUUAAAGCAACUCGGCGUCAUUAUCUUCGCUAAGUUGAAGUGCUUCAGAACUAGCAAGGCUUAGCAUUCUAGCAGGCUAGUAGCUAACGCCGGCUAACUGUUGACUCCAAACGGAUUUAAAGCCAAAGAAUUUUGCUUUAAAUUAGCCCAAGGCUAACACCAGUACAGCUGUUUCUACGUCACCUUACUUUCUAUGUCUUGAUUGGCGACUUCUAGCCAUCGCGGAUAUAUAUGUAUAUACUUACUUUUUUUAAAGUAGUGGUUUGUCUGAAAAGUGAAGAAAACACUCUGAAGUGUAGAUAUGCAAUCAUCGAAUCACCAGCAUACUUGCCCGAUGCUAGCUAGCUAUCAUUGAUUUAGCCGGUCGAAGUUGGAAUCCUGGAAGCUCUGCUAAAUUGCUUUGCUUUGAGGCCUUGUCUCCAGUGCAACACAUAUCCAAAGCCUUAAUUAAUAUAUCACACUGGCCGAGUGAAGUUUAGAUGCUAAAGUAUAUGCGAGCAUCCUAAUUGGAGAACCCGGACUUCGACCAGCCCGUGGAACGGAUCAUAGAUUUGUCAAGAUGAUGUGCGAAGUGAUGCCCACGAUCAGCGAGACAGAGGGGCCGAGUGGGGGAGGUGGCACCGGCCGUCAAGCCUCCGGCUCCCCGCUGCAGUCAGAUUCUGAAGGUCAUUUUGAGUCUCUGAUGGUUUCCAUGUUGGAGGAGAGGGAUCGUCUUCUUGAGACUCUGAGAGAAACUCAAGAAAAUCUGGGCUUGGCCCAGGGUAAACUACAUGAAGUCAGCCAUGAAAGGGACUCCCUGCAGAGACAACUCAACUCCGCUUUACCACAAGAAUUUGCAGCACUAACCAAGGAGGUGAACAUCUGCCGCGAACAACUUCUGGAAAAGGAGGAGGAGAUUGCAGAACUGAAAGCGGAGAGAAACAACACACGACUCCUCUUGGAGCACCUGGAGUGCCUGGUUUCUCGUCACGAGCGAAGUCUGAGGAUGACUGUAGUGAAACGACAAGCUCAGUCUCCAGCAGGGGUCUCGAGCGAAGUGGAAGUCCUCAAAGCCCUUAAGUCACUUUUUGAACACCACAAAGCCCUUGAUGAGAAGGUAAGGGAGAGACUGCGUGUUGCUUUGGAGAGAUGCAGCGCUUUGGAGGAGCAGCUCACCAUAUCACACAAAGAAUUGGCUUACCUCAGGGAGCAGAGCUUCCAGAAGAGGGGACUGGCAGAUGGAACCAGUGAGGUCAACCACAACUCCGAAAAUACACCAAGCACUAAUGGGAAGCGAUCGUCAGAUGGCUCGCUUAGUCAAGAGGAUGAGUCGGGUCCCGGGUUCGGCAAGGUCGGGGAGCUCCAGGAGGUGGUGGACCGUCAGACAGCUGAUCUGGGUCAGAUGAAAGAACGCAUGGCUUCAAUGGCGUCUCGAAUCAAUGAGCUGGAGGAAGAUCUGGACACUGCCAGGAAAGACCUCAUCAAGUCUGAAGACACGAAUACACGACUACAACGAGACCUCAGAGAAUCUAUGGCUCAGAAGGAGGAUAUGGAAGAGAGGAUCACCACUCUGGAGAAGCGCUACCUGGCAGCUCAACGGGAGGCUACCUCGGUCCACGACCUGAACGACAAGCUGGAGAAUGAAGUGGCUAACAAAGAGUCCCUCUUUAGACAAACUGAAGACAGAAACCGGCAGCUCCAGGAGAAACUGGAGUUGGCUGAGCAGAAGCUGCAGCAGACUAUCCGCAAAGCAGAAACUCUACCCGAGGUGGAGGCUGAGCUAGCACAGAGGGUAGCCGCCCUCACAAAGUGUGUUCCGUGUGGCUCUAAAGGCACUAAGACUCAAAAGGCAGAGGAACGCCAUGGCAAUGUGGAGGAAAGACUGAGGCAGUUAGAGGCCCAGUUGGAGGAGAAAAACCAGGAACUUCUCAGGGCACGGCAGAGAGAGAAGAUGAACGAGGAGCACAACAAGCGUCUCUCUGAGACUGUAGACAAGCUUCUGUCCGAGUCCAACGAAAGACUCCAGCUUCACCUGAAAGAGAGGAUGUCUGCCCUGGAGGAUAAGAACGGCCUCAUCCGGGAACUGGAGCACACCAAGAAGCUGAUUGAGGAGUCCCACCACGAAAAGGAGCAACUCCUGAUCCAGAUCGAAACGAUGAGGGCAGAGAACGAGCAAGGAAGGAGCAGGAGCAACUCUUUAUUACACGGGCGAUCUCAGCUGGGAAGCACCCCAGACUUCAGGUAUCCAGUAUCCGCUUCCUCUAUGAUGGACAGCAACUCGGACCACUAUGGUAGCGCUCUUGUACUGAGGCGGCCCCAAAAAGGACGAGUGGCAGCACUUCGGGACGAGCCAUCCAAGGUGCAGACUCUUAAUGAGCAGGAGUGGGAGCGAGUGCAGCAGGCCAACGUGCUUGCUAAUGUGGCCCAGGCCUUUGAGAGCGACAUGGACGCCUCGGAUCUCGAAGAGGAUCGUGAGACCAUCUUCAGCUCGGUUGACCUUCUGUCCCCUGGUGGUCAGGCCGAUGCACAGACUCUGGCCUUAAUGCUUCAGGAGCAGCUUGACGCCAUCAACAAUGAAAUUAGAAUGAUUCAAGAAGAGAAGGAAAACACAGCCAUCCGUGCUGAGGAAAUCGAGUGCAGGGUGGGCAGCAACGAUAGCCUUGGAGGACGUUUCCGCUCCAUGAGCUCCAUACCACCUUCACUCUGUGCAGGCUCUUCAGUUGGCAGCUCUCCUCCAGGCUCCGGCCACUCAACCCCGAGACGGAUUCCUCGCAGCCCCAACAGGGAAUUAGACCGCAUGGGUGUCAUGACCCUGCCUAGUGACCUGCGCAAGCACCGCAGGAAGUCUGCUCAGGAUGACAAAGCCACCAUCCAAUGUGAGACCUCACCCCCGACCACUCCACGUUCCAUGCGCCUCAACAGGGAAGCAGGCCAUGCUGCCAGCCAUGAGGACAUACGAGACAUCCGAGGACUGAUUGGGUUGCAAGAUGGCCAGGGUAGUAACCCCAGCAGCAGUAACAGCAGCCAGGACUCUCUCAACAAAGCAGCCAAGAAGAAGAGCAUUAAGUCUUCCAUUGGUCGCCUGUUUGGGAAGAAGGAGAAGGGCCGGCCUAGCAUUCCUGGAAAGGACUCUCCUAGUCAAGCUGGCACUCCCGAGGCAGAGAGCUCACCAAAAGACGGCUUAGGCAUGGGUACCCUGGGAGGUCCUGCGGAAAAGAACCGGAAACUGCAGAAGAAGCAUGAACUGUUAGAUGAGGCGCGCAGGCAGGGCCUGCCAUUUGCCCAGUGGGAUGGACCAACUGUUGUCGUUUGGCUGGAGCUGUGGGUGGGCAUGCCAGCUUGGUACGUCGCCGCCUGCCGUGCAAAUGUGAAGAGCGGAGCCAUUAUGUCGGCGCUCUCCGACACCGAAAUCCAGCGAGAGAUUGGCAUCAGCAACCCGUUACAUCGUCUGAAGCUUCGUCUGGCCAUCCAGGAAAUUAUGUCCCUCACCAGUCCCUCCGCCCCGCCCACAUCCAGAACGACCACAGGAAACGUUUGGGUCACACAUGAAGAAAUGGAAAGUUUGGCAGCAACGCCUCCCACGGAGGAUGACGAAACUAGCUGGGCUCAGACAUUGGCGUAUGGAGACAUGAAUCAUGAAUGGAUCGGUAACGAAUGGCUACCCAGCCUGGGUUUACCGCAGUAUCGCUCAUAUUUCAUGGAGUCCCUGGUGGACGCCCGCAUGCUCGAUCACCUUACUAAAAAGGACCUCCGGGGACAGCUGAAAAUGGUAGACAGCUUCCACAGGAACAGUUUUCAGUGUGGAGUGAUGUGUUUAAGGAGACUCAACUAUGACCGUAAGGAGCUGGAGAGGAGGAGGGAGGAGUCUCAGCUGGAGUUUAAUGAUGUGCUGGUGUGGAGUAACGAACGUGUGAUCAACUGGGUUCAGGCCAUUGGCUUGAAGGAGUACAGCGCCAACCUGUAUGAAAGUGGCGUCCACGGCGCACUGCUCUCCCUGGAUGAAACCUUCGAUCACAACUCCCUGGCGCUGCUGCUGCAGAUUCCUACACAGAACACUCAGGCCAGAGCAACUCUGGAGCGGGAAUACAACAGUCUGCUGGCCAUCGGCACAGACAGGAGAAUGGAAGAGGAUGAUGACAAAAACUUCCGGCGUGCUCCAUCAUGGAGAAAAAAAUUCCGGCCCAAAGACAUGAGGGGCGUGUCCUUGGGUACGUCCGAUACCCUGCCCGCCAACUUCAGGGUGACCAGCAGCAACGCUUCAUCUCCCUCCACUCAGCCAAAGAGGAGCCCCAUGGAUGGAACUCAGUCUAUACAGAGACUGGACACUGCUACAGUCAGGACCUACUCUUGCUAACAUAAACCUCACCCAACGUUUAUCCUCAUUAUUUCUAUAGGUAACCGCUGGUCUGAGGAUGAAGGGGAGUUCCCCAUCUACAAGACCAGGAUGCUGAACUAAACUCAAUUUUAAGGACACUAAAAGUUUUUUUUGUUGUUGUUAUUAUUAUCACAAAGAGAAAGAGCUUACUCACCAAUCUCAGUAUCCCCAGAGGAAACUGUACAUUUUUCCAUUUUUCUUCUAUGUAGUGUACGUAUACCGGUGGGACUUUGAAUUGAUUUUACCGUGUAAUCUUUAUGCCUCUAUCCCUUUAAUCAAGCCACUUUUUAAAAUGACAUCUCGCCGCCCGCUCCCCAUCACAUGGAACUGAAUGUUUCUGGAGUUUGUACUAUAUUUCUACCAACAGACAUUUUCUAAUCUUUUUUUUUUUUUUUUAUAAUAAUAAUAAUCUCGACUGACCAGAUGUAUGUUUUUCCCUUUUGUUGAUUUGAAAUAUAAUCAAUGCUUAAGUGACUUGUGAUAUAAUUUAAUUCUAUACAUGGUUACCGGGUUUUGAACUUGUAUUUUUCUAUCUUUCUGGUGAUUUGGAUGUAAAUACAGCUCUUAAUGUAGGUCCGUGGAUGUGUGAAUAUCAGAUCCGUUGCUGGAGACUAAAAACUGCUCAACACUGUGACUGCACCAUCACCAUUCAAAGAACUGAUGUUGACAACAGAUACAGUAUGUUUUCCAGAAAUAUCUAUAUAUAUAUAUAUAUACUGUAUACUGUACGCGGGUGUAUGUGUGAUACCAAAUGGAAAGUUUAGAAAUUGAAGAAGUAAAGCCAUAUACUCGUAGCUGGUUUCAAACGCAAACUUCCAGGUUAUCCCCCUGUUGACCUUGCAUGUGAGAACCCACCCCACCCCACCCCACCCCAGCCCUUAAUGUGCCCCUCCAAGUACAAACCAAGCCCCGGGAGGAAGAGGUCGAGUGCACACCACACUUUGCUUUGAUGGACCAACCUCACUUAAGCCUCAGCUGCAACUAGACAGUCCACCCAAAAACCCUUCUUUUCUAAAUACUUCAUAACAAGCCUUAUUGUUUAACUCUUCAUAUUUAUGUCACGUUCAUGUCGUGUGUCUCCCGUGUUUUUGCUCUCACAACACAGGUUCCGCAAUAAGCUCCUUUGGAACGGAACUCAAGCGUUUUCUUUCACUCAUAUUGUCGUGGAGUCUGAAGUAGAAAUGAUGUCAUCGUGUAUGUCAUUAUGCACAGUUGCUUUUAUUAUUAUUAUUAUUAUUAUUAUUAUUAUUAUUAUUAUUCCUGCUCUUUGUCUGAUCUUGUAACAAUGAUGUACAGUCUGAGUACUUAUAAACUAUUUUUAUCACAGUAUUAUUUAUUGCUUGUUUCAAUAAAAUACUGCAGCUUCAUUUCUUUUGCAGAUGAAGACUAAAGCUUUGUGUAUUCACAACGUGUAUACUUUGGUCUUUGGACUUUGGCCCACCAAAGGAUACAUACACAAGAACUAAAAACGCUAAAACCCCAGUGAACAGAAACUAGUUCUAUAUGCUCACUUCUCCUUCCUCUUUUAUAAAAUCAUAAAUAUUAAUUCACCAUAUCCAUGAACUUCUCAGCUAGACCUAUUUGACUCUUUUGUUUAAGUCCUGCUGGUGUUGCGUUCACUUCCUGUCCUAGUUAUACUGUCUUUUUAUUUGAUUUUUUUUUUUUUACAUCAAAUUGAGCAUCAUUAGGGAACUCUGCUGCAAGUCUGGUGGUCAGUGGUGG
This is a messenger RNA of Doryrhamphus excisus (bluestripe pipefish), 6720 nucleotides long. It is a transcript of the gene ppfia1, whose product is annotated as PTPRF interacting protein alpha 1. The record is from RefSeq and is a predicted model, not a curated record. Gene Ontology annotation, molecular function: protein binding. Gene Ontology annotation, cellular component: presynaptic active zone. Gene Ontology annotation, biological process: synapse organization. Lineage: Eukaryota; Metazoa; Chordata; Actinopteri; Syngnathiformes; Syngnathidae.